AUGGCGGCCCAACCUAACAAUGACUGCAAGUCCCCUCCUGUAUAUGAUCCCGAUCAGGCCAUGCGGCAAAGAUUCCAGGCUGCUGGCUAUCCCGCUCAGCACCCCGAGCAUCCCGAGAACCUCACACAACCUCAGCAAUCUCAACAUCCCGAGCUUCAGCACCAGCAGCACUCUCAGCAUCCUCAGCAGCCCCAGUAUCUUCAGCAAUCUCAGAAAAUUUGGCAAUCUGGGCAACUCCAGCAUCCUCAGCAUCCCCCGCAAUCUCGGCAAUCCCAGCAGCCUCCUCAACCUUCUCCUUCCGCUCAAGAGCACGCGCCGCUCUCUGCCAGUCCCCGGAAUACCUCCACUGAACGCAGCCCAGUAACUUUCGACCCGCCUGCAAGUCAAGAAACCCUUCGCAGACACCACAGAGAGGUGAUCCCCGGCUUGCCAAGGUCACAGACUCUGAAGCGUCAGCAGUCGGAGCGCAGAGAGCAUCUUACACCCGUAGAGAUGCCCCCAGAGGAGCGUCGUGCUGUCUCAUCCGAAAUAAGAUCCCCAUUCAGUCUCCUCACUGGUCGCAGCGAUGCCGCCCACUCCUUCGCCACCCCAAGCGCCUUUGACUCCGCAUAUGCCUGCUUCAGCGAUCUCGCCUUCUCAGCUACAUCCUCUCCUCGGCUCAUCGAAGAGGAGGAACCCAGAGAUUCGGAAGAGGAAGAGGAACCCCCAAGAAAAGCGCCCCAGUAUGUGCCUCCCCCAAGGCUUCAGCCGGGGGUCACUCUGAUCCCAGGCACUAAUCUGCCCGACACGACUGGCAUGCCUCGUGAGGAGUUUGACGCCCUCAUCCAAACUGAACUGGAGAAUGUCUGGAUCCUGAAUUUGAGCAUGCACUUUCGUGACCGUUCCAAAAGAGAAAAGUUCUUUCUCACGUAUCGCGAAAGGGAUACUCUGUGGCGCAGAGUCACCAUCUCGUUGGACUAUCGAAACGCACCACCAGACUCGCUGGAGGGGGAACUUUCCACUAUGACGCUGCAGAGGGACAAAAGCGCCAAAAUUUACGAGGCCAUCCGUGACAGCCUGCCAGAUAUUCAGUUUUAUGACACCGCCACAAAUCUUAAACUGCAGACGAGCGAGGGCCGCUUGCACGUGCAUGUGGUUGAAGAUGCCAAUGAAAAAAUUGACUAUCCUCGUGUUGAAACACUGCAGCAUCUCAACUGUUUGAUGGUCAAGGAGUGCGAUAUUGACUUUGAUGCUCACAUGUCCGGCUUUGUCUACAAAAUUCGCGUUGGCGACCAAGUCAUGGUAAAGAAGGAAGUCCCAGGAGCCGAAGUGGUCGAAGAGUUUCUCUACGAAAUCCACGCCCUCCACAGCUUGCAAGACUCCAAUCAUGUAAUUGGUUUCAGGGGACUCGUCACCGACGACGAUAAUGAGAUUGUCAAGGCUCUGCUUCUCGAUUACUGCCCCAAGGGGACCCUCAUGGACAGAAUUUAUGACGAUUGUAAGACGACUUAUCUCGGCAUCCCCUGGCGAAAGCGGGAACGAUGGGCUCGUCAGAUCAUUCAGGGUCUUGCUGAUCUUCACGAAUCCGGUUUCGUACAAGGAGACUUGACGCUCGCCAAUGUUGUACUUGAUGACAAGGAGAAUGCCAAAAUUAUCGACGUCAACCGCCGCGGCUGUCCUGUGGGAUGGGAACCUCCCGAGGCUAGGCCCCUUGUCGAUACAAACCAGCGUCUCUCGCUUUAUAUCGGCGUCAAAUCGGAUCUCUUCCAACUUGGAAUGGUUCUGUGGGCGUUGGCAAUGGAGGAGGAUGAGCCGGAAAUUCAGGGCAGGCCAUUGCUUCUUGGUCCCGAGGUUAACAUUCCUGAUUGGUAUAGACAAAUCACUGAGAUCUGUCUGAGCCAUGAUCCCAGAUCGCGGCUGAUGGCGUCUCAGCUCCUCACCAUGAUUCCAGACCCUUGCUUCGCUCCAGCUUACAGCCGCAUCGCUUCUCGUCCUGCCGUGGAGCGUAGCCAUUCUCCGCGUGAGCUGCCUGCAGAGAACAUCCCCACCGCUGCGCCUAACAGCGAGACCAAGAAUGAAGCAGCAUUCUUGCCACAGCGUGGCCGCUCACCUCCGAGCCCAAUGCCGAGUGACUCGUCUCGUCUGCAAAAGACAGGCUGGGCUGCAAACGCCCCCGUGGCAGCUUCUUAUGACGAUAUGGCCGCCAGAGCUAAGAGCUAUCUGGAUGCCAGUCGGAAUAGAAACUCGAUGCCAACCCCAGAAUCCGAAAAUCUCACCCAAAAGCAGCAGCGAACGAACCCAGCGCCGCCCAGGUCCCAUGAUACAGAACGCAGCCUUCUUGACAACGUUAGCAAAGGUUCCGCGACUCCGCCCGCAUCGUUUGCAACCAUGCCAACACCUCCAAAGCAACCUACGACGUACCUAAAUUCCACUGAUAGCGGUAUCUGUAUGCGGUCGCACAGCGAAGACGCUGUCGCUUACCCCAGCACCUCUCCCCAGUCCCAAGAGCUCACGAAGAGAAUCAAGGAUGAAUUGCUCGAAGACCUGGAGCGCAACGGAGCGGCGAGAUCGGCGCUGGAUGCGAUUUUUGGCCUGGGUCAGGAUGAUCGGGCUACCAUGUCUCAAAUCAGCGCGCACCCGGACAAUGUCUCUGCCAUCCGCCAACUCACUACGCAGCGGCCUGACAAUGCGUUCACUAUGCCUCAACCGCUUACUCGGAUGGACAGCAACCCCUCUACAAUACCAAUAUUCACUGCGCAGCGGGCCGACAAUCCCUCAAGUAUGCCUCAGCCCACUGCGCCGAUGGAUAGCAAUGCUUUGGCCAAUCCGCUCUUCGCGGUGCCACGGGCUGAGGAUGGUCACAAUAUGCCUCAUCCCACUGCGCGACAGGAAAGUAACACCACUGCCAUUCCAACAGUCAGUACGCAACAAAUGCACAAUGUCUACGAGAUGCCCCAUGCCACUACGCAGCCGGGCAACAAUGCUGCUGCCACUACCCGUAUCACUUCGCCACUAGACAAAUAUGACGCCGGCAUUCACCACGCCGCUGCGCAGCUGGAACAAAAUGUCGCCGCCCAUCGCCAAUUUGCUGCCCAGCUGAGUGCUGCCACACCCCAAUCUACUACGCAUCCAAACGACAAUACAUAUGCCACCGCUCAAAGAACGGCCCAAUUCGGCAGUGCCUCCAUCCCACGGACCACAACACAGCUAGACCGCAAUGUUUCCACAAUCCCCCAGACCAGCUCGCAACAAGAAAAGAACGCCGUUACCACGCGACGAACCCCAACGCAGCUGGAAACUACCUCUACCACUCCGCAGACCAGGGCGCAGCGAGAUGACAGCACAUGUGCCGCCCCCCAAACCGCGACGCAGCCAGGAAGCACAUCCGAUCUUGCCCAGACCAGUGCGCAGCUAGACGACAAUGCGAGCGUUGCAUCCUGCAUAUCACGCACAUCCAGUCCCGACGGCGACCUCGACGGCGGCGCUCAGCUCGGGCGCAGCGAAACUGCGUUCAGCGUCGUCGACACGCACUUUGCACGGCCCGAAUACCCAGCCCCCUCCCAAUUACCUCCAACGACCAUCAUUGAUACUCCGAUGAAAACUCUCAACCAAAGCCACCACCCGAUGCACACGCCCAACGGUACUACCCUGCCCACUCUGCGACCUGGACAGGGCAUCGCCGCCGCACCUCUCCUCGCCGAUCUCAACCCCGAUCUCAACCCCGAUAUCCAUUUUGACAGCGCCCUGUGGCCCGAUGCCACACGUCGCUUCAUGACUGGCGCAAAAUCUUGA
Akanthomyces muscarius is the source of this 3771-nucleotide messenger RNA. RefSeq lists its product as uncharacterized. Bases 1 to 3771 code for a protein of 1256 amino acids. Gene Ontology annotation, cellular component: cytoplasm. The record is from RefSeq and is a predicted model, not a curated record. Gene Ontology annotation, biological process: protein phosphorylation; signal transduction. The transcript is spliced from 2 exons. NCBI's taxonomy places the organism in Eukaryota, Fungi, Ascomycota, Sordariomycetes, Hypocreales, Cordycipitaceae. Gene Ontology annotation, molecular function: ATP binding; protein kinase activity.